AUGCUUUCACGUCCUCAAUGUCUCGCAUUGGUGUCUAUCCGACCGACUGGUUCUUCUUUCCUACCUACUCGUCUGACCAUUGCCUCACGGCCAUAUUCAAUCAAGCUCGUUGAGGGUCUUCAUUUGUUUCGUAAAAAUCGGAGUAUGUCAUCUAUGUUUGCUUCUUCGAAGCGACUUCUUUCGACUGAGUUUGUCGGGCCGGCUACUCUGCGGGCCUGCUGGCGAUCCGUCUACCUACCUGCCGAAGACAUAGAAGAAUUGGCUCUAUCUGACCCUGGCCGAUCGUCCUUGCUAUUCCGUCUACUUGACCUGAUUGAUCAGGAGGCCCUUACCACUCUCAUGCUCAAUAAGGCUUAUUCUUCGGCCCACUCUGGCUCUCAUGUGGAUACUUCUGAUGAAAAAAAUUUUCCUAUCAAUUCUGGCCUGACUGGAACUGAAGAUGGUACUGCCACUGAUACAGUCGGUAACAAAGCGUCUGCUACACGAUUGGACAGACUUAUUGUAGAGCCUUUAUUAGACCUCGAAUUGUGUCUUUCUACCAUCAUCAGUUUGCUCGACGUUGCUUCAAGUCCAAACCUCUCAGGUUAUUAUACCAUAACCUCUGAUGGCUUUCGUAUUAUUAUCAGAGUGUUUAGUAUUGUAAUACUACUUCUUGGCUAUAAUUAUGAAGAUGGGCAUGAUUAUUCCCAUCUUCACUAUUCAUUUCAUCUGCUCCGACUCUAA
Messenger RNA from Protopolystoma xenopodis, 723 nucleotides. Lineage: Eukaryota; Metazoa; Platyhelminthes; Monogenea; Polystomatidea; Polystomatidae. The record is from the annotation of a GenBank genome assembly.